Molecule: messenger RNA, 1156 nt
Organism: Beta vulgaris subsp. vulgaris (sugar beet)
Lineage: Eukaryota; Viridiplantae; Streptophyta; Magnoliopsida; Caryophyllales; Amaranthaceae
Product: PRA1 family protein H
Exons: 4
Coding region: 94-849 (251 amino acids)
Biological process (GO): vesicle-mediated transport
Cellular component (GO): endoplasmic reticulum; Golgi apparatus
Source: RefSeq, a predicted model, not a curated record
AAGUGUGUUUCAAUUUCCAUACCCACCUUUUGACCCAAUUGUCAUUACAUACACCCUACAGUCUUCAGGCUUUUCCCGGGAGAAGGGCAAAUAAUGGCUUUCGCAUCGAAUCCUUUAUCUCUAAGCGUCCCCGAGCAAGCCUUCGAGUCAUGGCUCCGCGAUUCCGGCUACCUGGAAGUCCUCGACCACCGCACCACCCAAGUCCACAACCUCAACUCCUCCGCACCCACUUCAACCACCACCACCACACCCACUCGAACCAUCCCACUCACCAGACGAACCACCACGACCACAAUUACAGCCAUAGCAUAUGGGCUUACUAUGUCUCUUCUCUCAUCUUUAACCACCAUUUUCUCUCUCCUAACUCUUAACCCCUUUGCUAAACUUACUUCCUCUGAUUUCUCUCAUCUUAAUUCCCCUUCUUGGACCUCUUCUGGGUUUCUUGGUUCUUAUGAUUCUUACUCUUUUCCUUCUUCUUCUACUCAAGCUAAGAUGCGUGUUCAUGAGAAUGUUAAGCGUUUUGCCCGCAAUUAUGCUGCUCUUCUUCUCGUCUUCUUUGCGUGCUCCUUGUAUCAAAUGCCGCUUGCUUUGGUCGGGUUGGUAUCAUGUUUAGUACUAUGGGAACUGUUCAGGUUUUGUGAUGAUAGAUGGGCAUUCCAUAGGUUAUCUGCUAUUCGGGAAGUUCUAAUCCGUAUUGCUCAGUGCGCAGUUGCAGUCAUUCUAUUCUGGUGCAAUGUUCAGAUGGCUGUCUUCUGCACUCUCGGAGUUGGUUACACAGUCAUGAUGUUACAUGCUUCUUUUCGGAAGCUCACUCCUGCCAAGCAACUAUCGAAAGGAAGAGGGAGAUGAGGAUUUCAUCAAUUCACUGUUGGAAAUUUUCUUUAUCUCAUUAUGUUUGUAUAUAAAUACUUCGGAAUUCGAAGCUCCAAAUUUUGAAUUUUAUCUUUAGAUAUACACAUUUUACUGUAGAGCUCUCAUAUUUAGUUGAUUCAGUAAAAGUUUAGGUUUUGCUGGCUAGCUCAGAAAUAACCUUGGCUGAAGUACAGGGCAAGUAACAUAUUGUGUUGAUAUUGUUGUACCUGAAGGAGGGUUCCUAGAUAUUGAAGACUUUGAGUAUCUCUCAAAUCUUUAUCAUGAGGUGGUUUUACUAAUAUUA